Anopheles stephensi (Asian malaria mosquito) is the source of this 4589-nucleotide messenger RNA. It is a transcript of the gene bsf, whose product is annotated as leucine-rich PPR motif-containing protein, mitochondrial. Bases 44 to 4348 code for a protein of 1434 amino acids. Gene Ontology annotation, molecular function: protein binding. The transcript has 4 exons. The record is from RefSeq and is a predicted model, not a curated record. Lineage: Eukaryota; Metazoa; Arthropoda; Insecta; Diptera; Culicidae.
UGUCAAACGGAACCAUUGUUCGUGCACGCUUUCGACAGAAAACAUGGCCUCGAUACUGCGGUCGAGCAAAUUUGUGCGAUAUUUCGCCGGUUUCGCACGAAAUUUAGUGUUUAGCACGGCACGGGAAACGGAAAGCAGCUUCGUCCAGCAAUCGCAGUGUUUGUGUGGAAAUUUCACCAGUAGUUUCGCAACUGCAGCCACCAAAAGCAAGAAUGGACUUGACAGGUCCUUGAAGCGCUUGGACGAAGAUGUGCGCCGUUCAGGACGAAUCUCUCGGCGGGACCUGGAAGAGGUGCUGGAAGAGAUUCGCAUCAAUCGAUCGGCCACCAGCGCACAGUCCCUGCUGGUGAUUAGAUGCUGUGGUAAUCUUGUCCCGGAAGAAUUGCCCGAAGUACGUACCGCCCUUGUGCAGGAGAUAUGGAAGACGUUGCAGAACCUGAACGUCGCCAUGGACGUGUCGCACUACAAUGCCCUGCUGCGUGUCUAUCUCGACAACGAGCAUCCCUUCUCGCCGACGGAAUUCCUUGCCGACAUGCAGUCGUUGGGUAUCGAACCGAACCGUGUCACGUACCAACGGCUUAUCUCACGCUACUGCCAGCAGGGUGACAUCGAGGGUGCGACCAGAAUUUUGGAGUUUAUGCGCGAAAAACAGCUCCCGGUGAAUGAGUAUGUCUUUAACGCGCUUAUCAUGGGCCAUUCCCAGGCAGACGAUCUGGAAUCGGCCACGGGAAUAUUGGCCGUAAUGGCACAGGCUGGUCUGCAACCGUCGGCCGACACGUACACCACGCUGCUCUGCGGUUACGCUCGCAAGGGAGACAUUGAUUACAUCUGCAAAACAAUCGACACCUGCGAACAGAAGGAAAUAUUCCUGCUCGAUAAGGACAUACUGGAAAUCAUUUACUCGCUCGCCACCAACGGCCAUCCGGAGAAGGUGGACCAGCUGGUGGAGAAAAUCCGUCGCCAAGCGGGCUACAACCAGGACGCAGUGAACGUUAUUCUUCGCCUUAUCAAUCGAGGUCAUGAGGACGUAGGCCUGAAACUGCUCCGGACGAUGCCGCGCGCUUCCAAGAACGACGGAGAGCUGGCCAACACGGGAAGUUUCCUUGUGCGACAGCUUGUGCGGGCUAAGCGACCGGCAGAGAAAGUAAUUGCAGUUUGUAACGAACUGCAGGAAGGCGGCAUGAACGAUCGAGCGCAUUUGAUUGCACUCGAGACAGCUCUGAAGGGUGGUUUGCCAGAGUUAAGUUUCGCCCUGCUGGAAGAGCUAGCGAAGCAGAAUCAACCGAUCCGGCAGCAUUUCUUCUGGCCACUGAUGUGCGCUAAUGAGCCCGGCACGACGAAAGAGGAACGUACAGACGGCGUGCUGAAGGUGUUGCGCACGAUGACGGAAAAAUUCAACCUCUAUCCAAGCAGCGAGACGGUACGCGAUUAUGCCGUUCCGAAUCUGCCGGUAAACAACAACGAGAUUGUAAUACAGCUGCUGCGCAGUGCGGGUAUUUCGGCGGCCGUUGCCAGCUCGAGCUGUGCGUACGUUGCACUUGAACGGAACAAUCUGAAGGAAGCUGCCAACAUUGCUACCCGCUACCGUGCAUACUAUUCGCCCGGCGUGUACCGUAAACCGCUCGUGCAAGCACUUCUGCAAUCACGAGACUUUGACGCUUACGUACGCUUCUCGCGUGCGCUCCACGAAGGACUGAAACGGAGCCGUUCCGUGGAAGAGGAAAGCGAACAGCAGGGAGCAGACGGGACAGACAACGCAAGCACUACCGAAGCACUGCAGGCGGAAACGAUGGGUGCUUUAAUAUUCGAUGUCGUGUCCACCUUCAAAACCGACCGCGUCGAGGUGAUGCAGCAAAUACUGACCGGUUUCGUGGCCCAGGGUCUCUCGAUCAGCAAUAAUAUGGCGGAGAAAAUUCAGGACCGAAUGGGCAGCGAAAUGACGGCGGAAAUAUCGGCCCUGCUGUCGAAGUUGGCUGCCGGCGAUUUGGAACCGAUCGAGCUGGAUCGCACACCGGUCCAGGGUCAGCAGCGACCGAAGCCAUCGCUCUCGAACCUAUCCGUACCACAGCUCGAGCGGCUCAUCGCAGAUCUGGAGGCGCGAAAGGAGAACACAAACGGUGUGAAAUCACAGCUGAUCCGUUCGGUCAUUCGCUCGAACGAUGUCGCCAAAACGAAGGAAGUGUUGGAGAAGCUGGAGAGCGAAAAUUACGUCGUCAGUCCAGGAGUUUACGGGCUAACGAUCGACAUGUUCGCUACGAACGGUAAGGUCGAGGAAGCGUUCGAGCUGCUGAAAAGCGUUAAAGCCCGGCAGCCCGACUUUAUGCUCGACCGUGUAAAGAUAGUACGGUUGGCACAGUGUCUGCUCGAUGGAGAACGUUUCGAUGAGGCUCUUCGCUUUCUGGACGAAAACGCACCAUCCACCUCGGAAUCGGGCAAGGACGAAAGCCAGCGGGAGGUUGAUUUUGUGUACAAUAGCGCGUGCUGGCGCUUGCUGAACACGCUCGCCGAGAAGGGUAACGUGCAGCAAGUGAAUCAGCUGUUCGAGCAUUUGCAGGGCAAAGGUUACAUUACGCCGCAAAACAUUUUCCUGGGCUCGCUCAUCAAGGUGCAUCUCGUGCGCGACGAUCUGCCGACGGCAAUGAGCACGUUUGCGGAUGUGUGUCAGAAGUAUCGGUUGACGCCGUGGAAAACGGAGCUUACCUGCCGCCUGAUACAGGCCGAGGACGCUACGAAUUUGCAGCGCUUGACGGACCUUAGCACGGAAGUGCACGGUGAGGUGAACAGUUUGUACGAUCUCGUGUUCGCUUUCGUUGACUGUGGACGCAUUCGUCAGGCGAGAAAGAUUCUCGAAACGCCUGGCUUGCGCACCCGCUACCAGCGCAUUCAGACGGCGUGCGAACGGUACCAGCAGGAGGGAAAAACUUCGAGCCUGGAAGGAUUGAUGGAAGCGACCAAGGAUCUGAGCCAUAUCGAUCGAAGCGAGAUCUAUCACAAGCUGCUGCAGAGCUACAUCGGCGAGAAGGAUGCGGUCAAAUCGCUCGGACUGUGGACACGCAUGCAGGAGGAAAAUGUUACGCCGUCGGAUGCUUUCCUGCGGGAUUUGGGAGACUUUUUGAAGAGCAACGGCUAUGAAGUUCCGUUUGCAAUUCCAGUGCCCGAAGCUACUGAGGAAAAGCAGCCAAAGACAAAGACUAAAGCAGGCAAGGCCGUCACGAGCAGCGUUCCGGAUGCGAAACAAUCCGCUACGAAGCCCGCUACCGCGAAACGGGUCCAAGUUAGUGGACCAAUGCGUGAUUUAAAGCAAGCGAUCAAAGCGAACAAUCCGGACAGUAUUCUGGAGGCAUACGAAGCUGUAAAAACAACGUCAGCCAAACCAAAUCUCACCGAACAGUCGGCGGUUAUUGAAGCGUUGGUAAAUCGGGACCGUCUCUCGGAAGCAUCCAAAAUGGUGCUCGCCUUGCUGGAACAGAAAUUGUUCCCCAUUCCGCGUACGUUCAAAUACUUCCUCAACAAACUGGCCAUCAGCGGUGAUGUGGCAACGUUUGAACGUAUCGGCUCCCUGCUCUCCGACGAUCUGAAGCGUCUCAUCUCGUUCGACAAUCGACUCUGCCAUGCGAACGUCUCGAACGGCAAUGCGGAUCAGUAUCUGCGAAAGCUGGAGGAAGCAAUCGAGAAGGUCAAGAAUAAGGAGGAAGCGAUUGUGGCGGCGAAACAUUUCCCGAUCGGUGGUGCUUCCGGCAUACUGGCCCAACAUCCCGAACUGCACGACCGUUACGAACGGUUGGCCGAACACUACGCGAAAUGGGGUCUUCUGGCACCGGUGAACGCUCUCUGGAUACACUACUUCAUUAGCGGACCAGCGGAAAAGGCAAACACAAUCUGGAAUCGCCACCUGAACAACAGCUCCCGCAUCAUGUUCCAGAAGGUCAUUCAGCAGGCACGCGACGCAAAGGACGAUGCACUGUGCCAGCGGUUAAUCGAUCAUCUGCACGAAUCGAACGUUUCGGAAAAGGGUAAGGGUUUGAUCUACAGCUGUAUGGUCGAUAUUCUGGUUGCGAAGGAAAAACCGGAAGAAGCGCUAGCGGCGCUCGAACAGGGUCUCAAAGUGACGUGCUUGGAGAAUGUUAAUCGAACGGCUCUGAGACGGCUACAGGAAGCGCUUGCGGCGAAGGGUAAACCUUUCCCGCACACCAUUCCGGCGAAGAAUGCAAAGACCGCACGAGACCCGUCGUCUACCAGCAGCAGCGACAGUGAUAGCGAGAGCAGCAGUGACGAGGAAGCCACCAAAGCAGCUGCGGCAGCGACAGCAAAAUCAAGCAGUAAACCCACCAGCAACAAUCUGUCGUAAGAGCCAUCACAUUGCGGUUUAUUAGCUGUAAGAGAUCGGACAAAGCUUAAAACAACCGAACGGUUUUGAGAAAAAGCUUCAUCGUCGUCCCCACACGUGGGACUCUCACAUUUAGGUUCAGCAAAAGCAUUCAUUAGUCAGAUCAUAGCUAGAUGUACGCGAAUAGUCGUAGUUGUUUCUUGCUGUUCGCUUUGGAAGUGUUGUUGCGGAGCACAAUAAACUUCGAACUAGAGCAACUUAA